Lethenteron reissneri (Far Eastern brook lamprey) is the source of this 8718-nucleotide messenger RNA. Its product is annotated as polycomb protein suz12-B-like. NCBI's taxonomy places the organism in Eukaryota, Metazoa, Chordata, Hyperoartia, Petromyzontiformes, Petromyzontidae. Gene Ontology annotation, molecular function: chromatin DNA binding. The record is from RefSeq and is a predicted model, not a curated record. Gene Ontology annotation, cellular component: RSC-type complex; ESC/E(Z) complex; nucleus.
UGGAUCGGGGCGGAGAGGAGAGCAGAGACGCGGCCCGUUGCUCCCUCCUGUUACACAGAGACACACACAGACACAGAGACACACACAGACAGACACAGAGACACACACAGACACACAGACAGACAGAGAGACGAGAGUGGGCAGAGAUCCACCGAGGGAGAGGCAGGGGCAAGGUGACCGCGAGUCGCACCGAGACAGGCGGAGGGACACGAACAGGGAAACGCGAACGGAGGAGACAUCGGGGGCAGUGCAGGGAAGAGACACGAAGACAAGGAGACAGACAGGGGGCAGACGGACAAGGGUAUACAUAUAUACGGUACAGAGAGACGUAGGAAGAGAGACACAGGGACAGAGAGACACGCGUGAGACAAGGGGAGACACAACGAGAGAGCCCUGAGACCAGGGAACACAUACGGGAGAGCGAGGACAGGGAAGAUCCGCACGGAGGGAGAAACAGACAAAGGCAGAGAGACAGAAGGACAUAAAGGGUUAAGACAAACGGGGGAGAGAUAGGACAGACGGGGACACACACGGACACUGGCAAUCGGAGUGACAGAUGCAUAUGUUGGGGGGGAGACACAACGAGAAAGACAGACGCUGAGAGACGGACAGGGCCCAUCAGUGGCACGUGAGACACAAGCAUAUUGACAGGGUGAGAAGGACAGACGGGGGGGGGGGGUAUCGGGGAGAAUCGCACAAAGACACAACCCAUAUCAGGAAGUGAUACAUGCGGUGGCAUUGACAAAGGAACAGAGACACGCAGAGCAGCAGGAAGUGAUAGCGAGCGCAAGACACUGGGAGGGAGACAACACCGACGGACACGUAGCAAGAGGGACAGCACGGGGACAGACGAGAGAGGCAGCCAGCGACAAGCAGCAAGCAAGGCGAGAGGGGAACAGGCCGGGGGUAAGCACAAGCCACGAGGAAGAGACACGGGGAGACGUGAAGUUACAGGACAGACGAGUAGAAGGAGAGACAGAGACUCUGGCAGGAGGGCAGCGCCUCUAAACCUCGUGCCACCAGAGCAUUGGCGUGGACUGGACCCGAGACCGAACCGCAGGGAGAGAGCGACCGCCCCCAUCGCACCUCCUGCUGCUGCUCGCCAGCAGCCAGAGCCCCCGAGGCAGGACCGUGAGGAGGAGGGGAGAGGGAGUCGCGCUCCGCGGGAAGACGAAGCAGCAAGAAGCAGCAGCAGCAGCAUGGCCCCCAACAAACACGCCAGCGGCAAGGCCGCCUCCUCCUCCUCGGCCACGGCCUCCUCAGCGCUCGCCUCCUGCAACAAGAAGGCCAGCAUGGAGCAGAUACAGGCGGACCACGACCUCUUCAUGCAGGCGUUUGAGAAGCCAACUCAAAUUUACCGCUUUCUCCGGACAAGAAACCUAAUAGCGCCGAUUUUUUUACACAGAACUCUGACCUACAUGCCUCAUAAAAACUCCAAGUCAACCAGCGAAAAAAGGAAAGUUUUCAAGUUGGAUGAAAUGCUGUCUCGGGUCGAAGAUCAAAUGAAGGGGGACCCCAGCGCUCCAAGCACACAAUCGGGACAUUUGCAGCUAAACUUCACUGGAUUUUUCCACACGAGUGGCACAGAAAAGGCAACGCAAAACUCUGAGAACGAACAGAACUCGGCAAUACUGGAGGUGCUCCUCGUCAAAGUGUGCCACAAGAAACGCAAGGAUGUGAGCUGCCCUAUCAAGCAAGUGCCUCUGGGUAAAAAGCAGGUGCCUUUGAACCCACCGGUGGUGGGCGGAGCCAGCAAGGCAGGGGCGGGGGCGGGCUGCCCCUCCCUCUCCAUCCCCCAUGGGGAGUUCCAGCCAGGGAAUCCGCAUCUCGUCAAGUCCUACUCGCUGCUGUUCCGCAUCUACCGGCCGCUCGGGCGCGAGGGUCAGGGGGCUGCCGGCUUGGCCCGCGAUGCCGACGAGAAUCUGGACGUCACGGACGACAUUCCCAGCAAGCGGAGGCGCAGCUCGUGCCACCGGGAGGACACGGAGAAGGUGUACACCUCGGAGCUCACGGUGUUCGAUAAAAACAGACGGUGCCAGCUGCUGGACGGCGAGUACGAGGUGGCCAUGCAGGAGCUGGAGGACUGCCACAUCAGCAAAAAGAGGGCGACGUGGGAGACCUUCCUGGAGGGCAAGAAGCUGCCACCGCUCGAGACGUUCACUCAGGGCCCCACGCUGCAGUUCACGCUGCGCUGGACCGGGGGUGCCAUGGACAAGGCGUUCACUCCCAGCGCCAAGCCGCUCACUCCGCGCAACAUCGUCGACCCCUCCGCGUCCGCCGAUGGCCGCAACGCCGCCACACAGAAGCCGGCCGCCCCCACCGGAACCUCAGGAGUGAAGGACCAGCUGUCGUCCAGUGUCCAGGUGAAGAAGGAGCCGGGGCAAAUGGAACCUCAGAAGAAGCUCAGAAUAUACUACCAGUUUUUGUACAACAACAACCUGCGGCAGCAGACGGAGGCGCGUGACGACGUCCACUGCCCCUGGUGCACGCUCAACUGUGGCAAGCUCUACAGCCUGCUCAAGCACCUCAAGCUGUGCCACGGCCGAUUCAUCUUCAACUAUGUGCUAUGGGAGGAAGCCGGAGAACUGGGAGGAAACCCAUGCAGAACAGGGAGAGAACAUACACACUCCACACAGCAAGGCGGCGCCCGAGUUGGAAAUCGAACCCAGCCUCUCACCAAAGGUGCUCGCAUCGACGUGUCCGUCAACGAGUGCUAUGACGGCUCGUACGCUGGCAAUCCGCAGGACAUCCACUCCCAGCCGGGGUUUGCCUUCAGCAGAAAUGGGCCCGUCAAGAGAACGCCCGUCACCUACAUCCUUGUGUGCCGGCCGAAGCGGCCGAAGCCGAGCCUGUCAGAGUUCCUCGAGUCGGACGAGCUGGAGGUGGAGCAGCAGCGUCCUUACGUGAGCGGCCACGACCGUCUCUACUUCCACAGCGACACCUGCCUCCCGCUGAGGCCGCAAGAGAUGGACGAGGACAGCGAGGACGAGAAUGACCCCGAGUGGCUCCGCGAGAAAACCGUGCUGCAAAUUGACGAGUUCAUGGACGUGAACGAGGGGGAGAAGGAGCUGAUGAAAAUGUGGAACCUGCACGUGAUGAAACACGGCUUUGGAAGGAAACUGCAGAACCCGGAAGAAAUCCAUGCAGAACAGGGGGAAAACACACAAACUCCCCACACAAAGGCACCCGAGUCGGGAAACGAAUCCAGGCCCUUCUUGCUCUUCAUCGCGGACAGCCAGAUGCACGGAGCGGUGCUGCUGUUUGUGGAGCAGUGGGGGCCGCGCCUGCUGGAGAUGGGCCUCUUCCAAAACCUGCUGCUGCACCUCAUCAGUCUGCACGACUUCAACCUCAUCGGGCAGGCGAGCGUGCAGGCCGCCAUGCUGCGCCUGCGCCGCCUACGACAGCGCCACCUGGCAGCGCUGGAGCAGCAGCGAACUGGAGGGCCGCCCCCCCGUGGCCUGGAGGGCUCGUCGGUUGCCGGGGAGACGGUAUCCACGGAAACGGAGAAGAGCAGCCCCUCUCCGGCGCCGCCGCCUCCGUCGCCGUCGGAGGGCAGCGGCUGCCCCUCGCCCGACGCCGACCCCUGCACCGCUGCGUCGCCCGAAGGCAGCGGAGACUCGGUGGGGCCGGAACGCAGCUAGUGCCGCCGAGGCACACGGCAACGACGAUGUCGCCGGUGACGGGGCCGUGUUGAGGGUGGGGGCUGGGGGGGGGGGCGGCAACCGCAGGCACUGGACCACCGAGACACGGGGGAGGGGGUGUGCGACGACGGACGCGGAGCCGACACCCCGGCCGUGACCCCUGAGAGGAGAGUGGUCAAAACCGGAUUGUAUCGGUCCUCGUGGAUUUCUGGGAUGUGGUGGGGGGGAGAUGGGGGACGGAUGUUCCUUUUUUAUCGUUGUGUUUUAAUGCGAGUUAUUGUUUUUGUUGUCACCUUUCAACAGAGAGUAAAAUAUAGGAGGAAAACAGGAGAGGUGUAAAACUGCCCCACGUUUUCCCUUGGGUCUGCUUGAGACGAGCGUUGUUCACUCAAGGAGGUGGCGGGCUAAGGCAAAUUCAGGGCAACUGUGGCCCACAAUAGUUGACGCGUAAUUUUAUGUUCCAAACAAUUCAGUGGCCCAGAUCUGGACAAAUCGGAUCAGUGUUUCCGCCUGUGGGUGAGACCGGGAUGGCAGGUGGAGUUCACAUUACUACCCAAGGUUGUGUGCUCUGUAGACCAACAAUUUUUCAUUGAACGUGCUAUUAAACAAACUCUUGUUUUCAUUGACUGUUCAUUGACUAUAUAAUUUUAAGGCAGUUGCGCAAAGUAAAUAUGUUGCUCGUGAUAACUCUUGGCAACAGUUGCCCUAAAGCUGUCCUAGUGUGUCAUGGCCUUAAUGUUUAUGAGUUGAAAGUGGGAGGGGGGGGGUGGUCACGAUGACACGGGCGGGUUUGCGAUGGUGCUCUCUUUAUCUCUCUCAGUGCUGUGUUCUCGGAGGAAAUUAAAUGGCGAGGGCAGAAUGAGCGAUGCUAAUCGGCGUCGCUUCUCGUCCGAUGACACGGUGUGAUCUCCCUGAUUGGCCACAUUGAGACGUCGUGCUCCCAAGAGGUCCACGAGCGUGACAACUGGGAGGGGGUCGCCCUCCGUAAUGCCUCACCGCUCCACCCUAACUUUGUUUUUGCCAAUCAAGGGACGUUUUACAUCCUUUCAAAAUUGUGUCACGGUGAAAUGAAUUGGCUAAGGCUACCGUGAGCGCAGACUUCGAAUUCCGUGCUGCAGCCUUCGAAUUCCCGUGCUGCAGCCUUCGAAUUCCGUGCUGCAGCUUUGUCGCCGCGGCAACGUGUCCCGGGGGGGGGGGGGGGGGGUCUGAGGCUCGCACCGCCCGAUGCCGUUGUACCUGGAGACCAACGUUGUGUGGCAUUCCCAAGUGGAAGUGCCUUGGUCAUGUCGCACUGCUUAAACACAAAUUCAAAGGUAGGGUGGUGAAGUUGUGUGGGGUAUUGCAUCUUAAUUCUCCUACGUGGCCACAUCGAUUUAGCCCUGGGGGGGGUCGCUCCGUGUCGAUGACCGUUACAGCGCCUCGUCUGCCUGUCGGACGCUUAAGAGGCGGGGGGGGCGCCCUCGACUUCAAUGAAAUCAGUUUUUUUUUAAAGUGCGAGUCACAUGCUGCUGUUGAAAAACAAAAACAAAGCCUUUCCCAAUAAUUUAUUCACGCUCACGUGUGCUCCACACUGGCUUGUUACUUGAAAACCUGAAAUUCCCGCGCGUCAUGGUGGGGUUGGGAGGCUGCGCGCUCGUCGCCCCAACUCUUGGGCGCAGCUCCCACCGGCCGUGCGUUCGCCAUAGCCGACGAUUGGUGCUGUGUGUCCCGGCAAAACCGCUCCACUGAAGCUGCUCGCCUUCGGCUGAGCGGACGUAUGAAGGCCCGAUGUGUUGUUCGGUGUCCCUCCACGGCUGCUUUCGAAGAAGUGUAAAAAACAGAUAACCGAUCGGUGCUGCAUCGUUAUUUGCCUGCGUUGUGCGCAUUUCCGCACGUAGUAUCCGCGAGCCUGGAGACGGCAUUUUCCGUCUCCGGGCUUUCGGUGGAAAUCGGCUGAUGUUGAAAUCUGCGCGUGGAGACGCGGGCACUGUCGGGGGUUGCGAGUCAACGGAUCGAGCGUUCUUCCCGCACGACAGCACGCUCGGGCCUGCAGCUCCAUUCCUUUGCAGCGGAUUGCCUAUAUAAAGUACCUUAGCAGGAGAUAAAAGUACUUUAUAAAACACGUAUUGCUUUUGGUUUAACAAUUUUUUUUUUUAGCUUCGCCGUGGAACUGCCGGCGUAAUUUUAUUUGCAGUGUGUAAAACCACCACCUCGAUCUAGAUAGCCAUAGUCAAAAGUGGUGAGUGAACUGAAGCACCGGUUUAUGAAUCGAUCGGUACCAAAGUACUCUUAAGAUAGGUGUGCGUGGGUGCAAGAUAAUCCUCGGACAAGUGCACACUCUGGGAGGGUAGGGCAGAUGGGGGGGGGGGGGGGGAAUGCAUUUUAGCAGCAUUUUAAGAAGCAGCUCGUCAACGAUGCCCACGCGAGAACAUCACCCCGCGGGGUCUUUACGGUGGGAGCUUUGUCCAUGCCAACUUGAACUGUGCUACAAAACGUUGGAUGACGUACGGGGGGCUCCGACACCCCGCGUGGAGGAUCUGGUGUGGCGUUGAGCUCCGGGAUGCGAGCAAAACUCUUUUACAUUUAGGUGUGGUUGUUUCUGGGACUUAAAAAAAAAACUAAAGUAUAAAUUGAUGAUGCAAGUGGACCACACUGUGGAGGAGUGUUGGCAGCACAUUUCGUAAUGUACUUGCGGUGGGAUGAUUUCACUGUGGUGCUAUUCGUGAUCUACAGUACGUUCCGUGUUAGUCGUCGUCGUCGUGUGCGCGGUUGCAUGUGCGUGCGCGCGCCCCCGUGCGUCACCUCGGCCGCUCCGCCGUGUGGCGCCUUCUCUCGCCCGCCUCCGCCGGCGUGCGUGUGCCCGCCCAAGUCGUCCAUUGAACCGGGACCGUCGAUAAUGCCCUCUUGCCCAGAAGCCAAAUUGAGAUUUGCUGCCAUCGCCAUAACACUAACCGAUCAGUAUCACGAUUCUGAACGAUUGCUGCACGGGUCGCAGUCGUUAUCGAUGUCUCGUUCGGCAAAUUUGGGAUUCUGCGGCCUGCGCAUGACGGAGGGCCGCUCGGUCCCCCCGCUGGGCCGUGGCGCCACGCUAUCGCAUGAGAGCGGACGUGGGCGACGAGGCCGAGGUGAGCGUGUUGGGCCGCCCGCUCGCCCGUCCCUGCGCUGCGGCUGUCACAAUAACGAAUCAUAGGCAGCCUUCAAUAACGUACCGACGCGCGUGUGUUUUGUUAUCGAGUGGUGGUGAUGGGCGGUGGGUGGGGUGGGGGGUUUGUGGGGAGGGGUGGGGGUGGGCUUCGUGUGGGGGGUGCAGGUGACAGGUGUGGAUAGGUUUUUUUAAUUGUGUAAAGACAAAACAAAUCUGUUGAGGUUGUGAUUUGUGUUUUGCCACUGUACCGUUUGUGUGACGGGCGGCGGCUCCGUUUGGGUGCUCUCUGCCGAGUGAGGACGUCGAGGGGCACGAGCCUCUCUCGUGCCUCGGCCGGCUCGCUGACGGAGUCGGCGAGGGUCGCGUUUGCCCGCGGGUGUCCUUCGUGCGGCGCCGCAGCACGACUGGUGAUCUCUCCCGCUCGGAGGUGGCUUCCCUUGGCUGGAAUAAAUUUCACUGCAUGUAAAAUAGGUUUGCAGUGCUGUACAGUGUGUACUUUAGAGCUUUAUACUCGUGAAUUACGGUCAUCACUUUUUUCACAAACUUUUGGAUUAUGGUAAAGACUGCCCUGUAUCUUGUAUGGUUUGGCUAUUUUUUUUGUUUCCUCUGGUGCAAGUUUGCUCAGUCUUUAAUUUUCUUUAAUUGAUUCAAGGUCGAUGUAUGUGAACACAUUUUUACUUGAAUGUCGAGAGACUUUGAGGAACAUUUCACACCUGCGAGCAUAGCUCCAUUCUGUUGGGAAGGCGCACCCAUUUCUGGUUUUGCGGCUCACCGGCAAACGCUGCAGGUUACGGAUAAAUGGAGUCGGUGCACGGCAGCUCGUGGGGGCGACGCUCGUGCGAGUGUUGCGCUGGAAACAAACGUGGAGCGGCCUGCGAAGGCUGGGCAGGCUUCCUCUCACCCAGGGAACGGGAGCUGAGCCGCAGAGUUUUGAUGCAUAUUAGGACAUCGAAUGAGCAGGUGAAUAUGCAAUAUUAGAAAUAUUGUAAAUGCUUGAAGAUAAAUCCACAGGAAGAGUAAUACCAACACUACUCAGAGAUUUCUUGAAAUAGAAUUUAUAUAUUUUCAAAAAGAAAGUCUGCUCUAGACAUACUUUUUUUGCAUUGGAAACAAAACAUGCACACUUUGUUUUAGCAAUCGGUGGCCAAAAUUUCACGUUAAUUUUUUUUAUUUCCUUCGUAUGCCGUGGCACAAUUGGCUCCGCCAAUCAGUUGAGAUGCAAGCGUUCGUUUGGUUUCACCGCGCGCACGCACGCAGCGUUAUGCAUUUCUUUCCUCCAAACGCGGCCGUCUAUUUGGUGGGAGGGUUUUGUACGCGCGUGUAUUUUUAAGUUGGGGUGGGGUGGACUUCUAUUUAAGGCGUUAGUGACGACUCUGGUGACCUUUGUUCAGUCGAAAGAAGCUUUGGAAAUUUUUCAUCAUUGAGACAACUUGGCCGGCUUUCGACUUUGAUAACAACAACAAAUUCUCCCCAGAGGUCUUUUCACUCUUUUGUAGUCUCUUGCUUACAACUUAUGAGUUAUGAAUUAAAUGUAUUCCUUCUUGUAAUAAAGUUGUUUCCCAGUUUACCCAAUGUAAAACCUUUUAUGUAAGUUAAAUUCAUUUAUUAAUAAGAAAAAUAUAAAAAAAACUUACAAAAAAAUUACUAACAAAUUGUAAAAAAAAAAGUCUCCCAUGUAAAAAGUCUCUUUGUUUGUCACGUUUGUAUUUGUAUGGCCCUUAUUUUUAAUCAAUGUUUAAAAUUGUUCCAAAGUCAGCUGCAACUUUUGUUUAAACAGCUCAGAAAAAAACUUUCAAAGCAGCCUUUUGCUGUUUCCAGAGGUGAUUUACUGUAUUCUAUUUAAAUGUGACGAACUGUUUUGGUACAGUUUCAUAUCUGCUGUCUGCAAAUUGUCUUCAGUUUUUUUUUGUGUAAAAAAAAAUCAACAGUAAUAAAUUUGAGUGCUUUUUUGUA